UAGUUGUAGGGGACGCUACUUUAUUGGAAUGACUACCACACGCAUUAACAAUAUUACGUUUGACUUUAACUGCUUGCUUUUAUAUAUUUAAUAUGAUAAACAACGAGGACAUAUCGCAAUUUUUUUCAUGCAUUGUGCAGCUUUGAACUUCAGUUUAGUCUGAUGUAGGAUCAUGAAGCCGAUUGGCCGCCGUUUUUAUUAUUUUAUGACCGAGUGGAAGAGUUAAUGGUUUGGUAACUUUGGUUAUCCAGUUGAAAGCAAGAUGGAUCAAAGGGGUGGAGCAGCUGAUAUGGAGGAGCAAGGAUGGGUCAAAACUAGGAUUCAACAAUGGGAAGACACCAUCCAAAAGACUGACCCAAAUUACGCCGAUGCUACCGACGAGGAACUCACCGAACGGGUCAAACAGCUUCUCGAUCGCCAUGGUUACUCGCGACGUCAUUCCGACUACAGCCUUAUGGGCUUCUCCUACACCCCAAGCUCCACAAGCCCCUCCCCUCCCAGCCAGGGGAAUUCCCCUCGGAGACAUUCAAACAUUGCAGGGUAUGUUCCAAAGAUGCCUAUAUAUGAGGAGGGCAGGAUGCGCUCCAUGGAACUCCCAACACCCCGGGAGGAGGAUGAAUUUGAGGAGGAGGAGGAGUAUUCAGGGGAUGAUGUCAAGCAUGAAGGGGGUAGGAAAGGGGAAGGAUGGAACGAAGAAGAAAAGGAACAAAACUAUGAUCAGUAUAUUAGUUAUGAGAAUGAAUACCCCAUUGACGAUGAUUGGUACAUUAAGACGGAACCAAGGGCACCCCACGAAGGGGUCGAUUUUGAUGAAAAUUCAGAGGAUGCCAUUUCUGAAAGGCUACUUUUUCGCGAGAUGGUUGAUGCCAGCUGCGACACUAAAGAGUUGGAGCAGAGUUACAAGGCGGAUACAGGUAUCGAGCGGGAGCGGGAGGAGCAGAAUCGUAGUCUGGUCUCUCAGAACGUUGAGCUGAGGCGGAAGCUUGAAGAUGAACAUAGCAGCUACAAGAGGAAGCUCCAGGCGUACCAAGAUGGCCAACAGAGACAAGCUCAGCUUGUACAGAAGCUACAGGCAAAGGUCUUGCAAUACAAGCGGAAAUGUGGAGAUCUAGAAGCCUCUCUUCAUGAUAGUCUCAACGAAUCCGAUCGAGAAAAAAUAUCUCUCCAGACCACGACUGAGAGUUUGCAAACUCAGCUAGAGAAUGCCGAGACAAGACUUAAGAUGCGAGAGGAUGAGCACGUCUCAGAACUGGAAGGCACACUCAUCAGGCUGGAGGAGGAACAACAACGCAACCUGCAAUUAGAACUGAAAGAGGAGCUCCAGAGGAGCGCUAGUCUGGCCCAGGUCAAUUCAAUGCUGCGGGAACAGCUGGACCAAGCCACAGAGGCCAACCGGUCACUCAACCAAGAAAUAGAUCAGCUGACCAACGAGGUCAAGAGAUCGCAGGAUGAUCUGGACAACAGAGAGACGGAAUGGAGGGAUGAGGAGAAGUCUUUCAAUGAGUACUUCAACAAUGAGCACAGCCGUCUCCUUGUUCUGUGGCGUCACAUUGUCGCAUUCAGGAGGAACUUUGCUGAGAUGAAAAGCUCCACCGAGAGGGACCUUGCUCAGAUGCGAUCGGAUUUGACCCGGACAUCACGCAACACCCAUUCAGCCUGUCAGAACCUUCAGUCAGCUUCCAAGGGUAGCGAGACCGGUGCAGCAUUGGCCCUGGAAAGGGAAAGGGGUGAGAAGAUGCAGCUAGAAGCUCAGAUGAGGGAGAAACUCAAAGAGAUGGUGGACAUGCAGGCAAAGUUUGAUUCUGAGAAGGGAGAUCUGUCAUCCAGAAUCAAUGAGUUGACCAUUGCUAACGAGCGCUACAAGAUCCAGGUGGCCGAGAAAGAGAACCAGCUGCGGCAGCUCCAGAUGCGUCAAGGCUCCUCCUCCGCGGCCGGUGGCGACCACAUGGAUUCCGUCCACUCGGAGGCCUCUCACGAAUCCUACAUGAUCCCUGGAGCGGACGGUGGCUCCCUGCGUGCGGUCCAGGAGGAGUGUGAGGCCUUGCACACCGCGCUGCGGGACAUUGCCCAGGCUGUCAUACAGGAUGCGGAUGCAUCCGCGGCUGAUAUGACCGAGUUUGCCGGUCAGGAAGGUGACUUCACGAUGGAUGUGAGCCUGGCUUCACCGUAUGCCAAGUCAACUCCACUCAGACCAGUUACCCCGUCCCGGCGAUCUGCGUCGCCCAGCAGAGCCCGCUCUCCAGGAUUCCCGGACUCCACCUACUCCGCCGUCCAGGCCGCUCUGCAGAAACGACAGCUCCAGGUCCAGGAACUGAAAGCCAGGCUCAACUCCACGCGAGACCAGGCUAGCACCCUGAAGAAGAAUCUCGAAGCUAGUGAGAACGAGAAGAGGCAAGCAGAGAGGGCGGUAGACGCGAAUCGAGACAACCUCAGUGUUGCUCAGAGGCAGUUGGAAGAAGUCAAGAGAGACAGGGAUAGGUUGAGGAAUUCACUGGAAGCUACAGGAAGUGAGAAGUCUGGUUUGGAGAACCUCCGUCAAUCUCUGAAUGCUCAGAUUGAAUCCCUGAACGUAGAGAACGAGAGACUCCAGGCCGCUAACUCAGACCUUCAGAGACAGAGGGACCAUCUAGAAGAUGAGAGGGAGGAUAGAGAGAAGGAUAGUAUCAGACAGAAGAAAGAGAUUGAGAGAAGUCAUAAGCUUCUUGAGCAGAUGGAAGGGAAAAAUUCAAAUCUAAAGGAAGAUAUCGUGACCUUGAAAGAAGCUCUUAACAAGGCGGUCCUUGAGAAAGAAGUUCUAGAGCAAGAGAAGGCAGAGAUUAGUGAAAGCCUGUCUCGUCUUGAGGUACAGCGAGCAGAGCUGGAACUGGAGUUGAACCGUCUCAGAACAGAGGAAGCCGGUCUCCGGGAUUCUCUCCUCAAAAUGCAGGCACUCAACGAAGGUCUUGGUCAGGAUAAGGUUGAACUUAACAAAAUCAUUAUGCAGCUUGAGGCAGAGAAGAACCGCCUGAUCGAAGACAAAGACACCAUUAGCCGAGAGAGGGCGGCAAUCCGUGACGAGCUGAUGAGGGUGGAGAGCGAGAAGGUGGAUACGGAGACGGAGAAGAUGGGCCUGAAUCAAAGUCUUAGUCUAAUGGAAGAUAACCGGGUUAGACUAGAGGAAGAGAUGAGUCUCCUGAACAAAGAGAAGGGAGAGCUUGGGGAUAGCCUUUCUCAGCUGAGCAGACAGAAGAACUCUUUUGCAGAGGAGCUUCUGCAGACCAGGAGAGAUGCUGAUAGGCAGAUGGAAGCAGCCACUCGCAUCGCCAAGGAGAAGGAGGAGCUCACGAAGGAGAAGGCGGAGCUGAUCGUUCAGCUCACUGCCUCAGAGAGAGAGAACAGAGCACAAGCAGAGGUGAUAGCUGCGAUGAAUACUGAUAAAGAAAGCCUUGAGAGAACUCUUUAUGAAUACCAGCAGACCACUGCCAAGCUUGAAGCAAAGAGGACACAACUGGAGAGUGAGCUUCAGGAACAGGGUGUCUCAAAAGAAGGAAUAACAGUUGAGCUCGCCAGACAGCGCAAGGAGAUGGAGAUUGAGACAACCCGCUACCAGAAAGAUCUUGAGCUUCUCAAUCAGCGUAUGGUACAGCAGGAGAGGGACACCCAGCUGGCUCUCAAACAGCGUCAACAGGCGCAUGAUGAAGACGUCGAGAGACUCAACAGGGAAAGGGAGAGUCUGAAACUCGCCAUGGAGGCGGAGAAAGAAGACCUUGUGAGGAAGACCAACCAAGAGAGGGAGGAGCUGAAUGGCAGAUAUCUGCAGGAUAAGGAGGAGCUCACGGAGGAGCUGUUGGGGCUCCAGAGGGAGAGAGACGAGAGCUUGCUCCUGGCGGAGAAUGACAAGCAGCAGUCGCUAUCUUUGGCUCAGACGGAGAGGAACCAACUGGUUGAGAAGCUGAACUCGUCUCAGAGAGACCUCGCUAAUGCGUCAAUGGAGAUGGACAGGAUCAAGAGGGAGGCAUUCACAAGAGCUGAGACAGACAAGGAAGCUAUCCGAGAUGUACAGGAUGAGCUCAAAGAAUUACGAGCACGAUUCGAAGAGGGAACGAAUGCUCGAGAACGUCAUGCCAAGGAUCUCAGCAAUCAAAUCAAAGACUUACAAAAGGCCAAGGAAGCUCUGCUGAGAGAGGUCAACGAACUUAAAACACAACUCAAGAUGGCCGAAGAGAGCAGAGAUGGGGUCAGGAGAGAGCUUAUUGAAGCGCAUCGCAAAAUCAGAGAAGGUGAUGAAGGCCGGGAGAUCCAGCGCAAGGAGAACAUGGAGCUGAAGCGACAGAUGAACGACGAGGUCCGCGAGAAGGACGCCAUCAAUCGAACAAAUGAAGAACUGAGACAGAAGGUGAAGAAGGUGGAGACGGAUCGCAUCCAGCUGAACAGGAAUGUGGAGGACAAGACGCAGAAGAUUGCCGUUUUGGAGGAGAGUAAGACUGCUUUGCAGAAGGAAUCUGGUGAUCUUCGAGCCAGUUUGAGGGAAGUUGAGAAGUCACGCCUGGAAGCGAGGCGGGAGCUACAGGAACUGCGAAGACAGGUGAAGACCCUGGACACUGAUAAGGCUAAGCUCACCAAGGACAUUCAUGAUCUCCAAAACCGUGUGGCUAGGGACGACGAGAAAGAAGAUGAAAAUAGGAAGGAAAUCUAUGCCCUCAAACAAAAGGUGAUGGAGACAGAGGCAGAGCGGGAGUCAGCUCGGAAGGAGGCUCAGAACCUCAACCGUCGCUAUGGCGACCUGGAGGAGGAGCUUCGUCUCAAGGAGAAGGAUUACGCCAUGUCCGUAGACGAGGCACGUUCGGCCGAGAGACGUAUCUCAGAAAGGCUACGCACCACAGAGAACUCACUUGACGGGACUAAGGCAGAGCUGGGAGAACUUAAACUAAAGCUGAGCGCUGCAGAGGGAAGGGUCAAUGGUUUGGAAUCCCAGUUGGCCCAAGUGGAAGGAGCCAAGCAAGAAGUGGAGUUCAAACUCGGAAGCCUCCAUUCCACCCUACGGCGAACCCUAGGCAUCGGAGCGGGUGGAAUGGGCAGCUCAAUGAGUCUAAUUAGCAGUACUUCACCAGGAACAAGACAAUCACUCCGAGAUAGGAGUCCUAGUCCGGCACGAGGACGUAGGACCAGGUCUCCUGUCAAAGGUUUUGACAACACCUUUGCCUCAACGGCCGAUGGCUUUGGAACCCCAAUCCCCCGCACAGGUUCCCCCGAGCUCCAGGACCGGUCCGGUAGUCCUCUACCAACCCGUAGCACCUCCCCUACUCGUAUGGAGCAGCUCGUUGCUGAUAUCGACCCUGAGACUGUCAGGAUCGCUCUCAAGGACUUCUCCCAGCAACUCAAGGAUACAGAGAGAGAAAGGGAUGAAGCCUUUGCCCGUAUUCGUCUGCUCACCCAAGAGCUCGCUGAGAAUGAGGCAGCCAGGCAUCGUGUCGACCAACGUCUUCAACAGUUCCAGAAGUCACUGACGGAAGCUGAGGAAGGAAAACGCGGUGCUGAUGGACGUCUUAGUAGUGCACAGACUGCCCUCAUGCUACAAGAAGAGACCAUCCGUCGUAGUGAGAGGGAUCGCAAAGGCAUGCAGGAGAAAAUCAACACCCUUGAGCGUUCCCUGCAAUCAGCCGAGGCCGAGAAGCGUAACUUGAGCGACCGCAUCGCCAAGAUGAACCAGGGCUCCCAAAAGAUGGAGGGGGACAAACGGUCCCUUCGUGAGACCUUGGAAGCCUCCGAGAACCGCUGUACGCAGCUGGAGCUGAAGCGACGGGCCCUUGAAGGUGACCUUCAGAGGUCUCAUCUAUCAAUGAAUGAUAAGGAGACAGAGAGCCAGGUCUUACAGGAUAGGAUCGACGCCUUGAUGAGACAGAUCCAGGACCUGGAGAGCAAGAACACAUCGUUGCAGCUGACCAUCGAUAGACUGUCAAGUUCUUUGGCCAGGUCUGAAGAAGGAGAACAUACUCUAAAGGAUCAGCUCCAAUCACUAUCCCUGUCACUGAACGACACUGCAAUGGAAGCUACUCAGAAACAGGAGCAAUUACAUCAUCUACAGCAAGCCGUGGCAAACAGUGAGAAGGAUAGGAGGGUGCUUCAAGAGAGAUUAGAUGCUGCCAGACAUGCAGCUAGUGAUGCCAAGAAGCAGAACCACCAGUUGAUAGAGAGGGUACAACAGACACAGAACGAUCUAGCCGAGUGUGAAUUGAGGAGGGCGGAGCUUGAGCAACAAGUCAGAUCAUCUCAACAGCUUGUGAAGCAACAUCAAGAAUCGGAGGAAACCACCAUGACUCAGAUCCAGAGACUACAAGCUGAGAAACGCUCUUUGAAGGAACACGUCACCACGCUGCAGAAGGCUUACGGUAAUCUAGAGACGGAGAAGAGAGAGGUCCAACGCAGCGCAGGUCGUCUGGAGAAGGACAAGACUGCUCUCAAGAAGACCCUGGAUAAGGUUGAGCGAGAGAAGAUGCGCCACGAGGAGGCGGUGAUGAGGGCCACAUCAGAGAAAGGAGCUCUUGACCAUUCUCUCACCUCCCUAGACCAGGAGAACGUCGAGCUGCAGAGACAGAUCCAGUCCCUACAGGCUACUCUGGCUGAGACGGAACAGCAACAUGCACAGAGAUUAAUUGAACUAACAACAAGACACAGACAGGAGACAGAGAUCGAGACUGAGAGAUUAAGAACAGCUCAGCUUCAGGCAGAACGGACCCUUGAGGCGAGGGAAAGGGCUCACAGGCAACGGGUCAAAGGACUCGAAGAACAGAAUUCCACCUUGAAAGAUCAGAUGCAACGUGAAGUGAAGAAACGGCAACAGUACAUCUCGAUGAGUUCCAAGACCAAUGACGAGAUCCAGGACCUCAGGAAUAUGCUCAGUGAGUCUCUGCACUCUGUCUCCCGAGACCCGACCCUUGACCCCGUACUCCUGGAGCACGAGACUCGGAAGCUUGAUGAAUCCAUGGGCUACUCGUCCGCCAUGCGAUUGUCAGCCAGAGGGGCGUCGCCCCCUACCAGUCUAUCACCACGCCUAGCCAAGGACCGCACCCGUAGUAUAUCCCCUGUUCGGCUUGGUAAACCAACCAGCACAUCCACACCAGGCAUAGAUUCCAAGCUUAGGAGUAGUGGUAGCAGGACCCAGUCUGCACGAGGCCUCAGUCCGUCUUCGCUUCGCGGCUCGUUACGGAAGUGAUUCGGUUGCGUAGAGUAUCCAUGCAAUAUGUACAGAAUUCACUCUGCAUUCCAUUCUUCAAGUGCCGCCCAACCUUCCAUCUCGUGGGAGACAUCGGGGUUUUAAUCAGUGGCAGAUUUGAGGAGUCACGCCCUUCUGGAUCCAAAACAGAUAGUAGCAUCAUGACUUGUCAUGUGGUAUUUAGAGAAGAUUUUUAAGAAAGUAGAUUAUGUAAUUAAAUUAUUCAUUAUUAUACGAGAUGUAAGAAAUCAUAGUUCCAAAGUGUUUAUAACAUUCCAUAAUUCAUGGCAGGAGUUCUUUGUUUUAGGAUUAAGUCCGUUUGACAGUAAGUAGGUAUAUCAAAGCCAGUUGAGAGAAUAGCUUUCCCUCAAUUGCAUGCAGUCAGUACCUAAGCCUGUUUCAUAAAAUUUGCAAUCAACGAAAGAAUGAAAACAAGAUGCAACAUGCCUGAUCUGUGAUGAGCUGGGCCCUGAAUUACAAAGACAGCGAUUGAUCCGAUUAAUCACAACUAUGGACGGCCAGCAACAUCAACAUCUAUUAUGCAUGUUUGUUCAAAAAUAUUUUCUAACUAUGAUGUAUAUUCAUGCAAUGAUUGUUUUCUGGAAAAUUCACUGUGCUUCUCUUUGUUUAAAAAGGACAUUGUGCAAAUUUACUAUAGAAAAAAUUAUGACACUAAUGGAUUUCCAUAGAGUUACAAUUGAUUGGAUUAAUCGUAAAUCUUUGUAAGACAGGGCCCAGAAGUAGCUGUGAUAAAAAAAAUAAAAAAAUAAGCAACUGGUCUGGGAUUGCAUGGUUAUUUUUUAGAUAAUCAAAUGUGUUGUUGCCACUCAUACAUGUAAGUAUACAUGGAAAGAAGAGAGCUCCACGGUUAGAUCCUGUUUCAUUUCCUAUGCCUCAACCACAUGUUUCUCACUUAAUACCCAUUAUCCUAAUAUUGCCAUUCGGAUGAUCAGAUAGAAAUUACAAUGUAUUCUUUAUGAUCAGGAGCUUGUUGCAGAAACAGUUGCAUUUGAUCAUAUCACAAAAAAAUGAUAAUUUGCUAUUCCCCAACUCUUGCUUCUGAUUGGUCGACAGCCAAGUUGCAAUUGAUUUAUGGAAAUGCGAUUGAUAACAACCCUUUCUGCAAAAGGCCCUUGAUAAGACAGUAUUGCAGUGCAGUGGUGCUGUACAUUGAGGUGUAGAGACAUCGUGCUCCGGCAACUGCCAUUUGCUUGCUUGAACUGCCCCAUGUGAUGAGCCAGAAUUUUUCUAGGACCGAUCGGAUAUGAUGUGCUAAAAAAAUUAGAUUGUUGUAAUUAGACAAGAGAUUAGUGUAAGUUAAGGCAACGUUGAAGUAAUUUGUAUAGUUUUAUGCAUGGCGCACAUAGGGGCAUGGAGUUAUUUUUGUGUGGAUUUUAUCUCAUGCCAAUAAGGCACAUGAACUUAUUAAAAGCAUGAAAUAUCGCCAUAGUAUAGAACCCCCCCCCCCCUCAUUUUUAAGCAAUAAAUAAGCAUACCCUAUGUGUAACCUCAACUUAUCCCCAAAAAGUGUAAUGUGAAUUUUGAGAAAAUAUAAAUAUAUACAGAGAUACCUACUGUUCAGAUGGGGAAGAAAAAUGAACUAGUUUUGCUGGAAAGCCAGAUACAACUCGAAACACUGGUUUAUUUCAAAUGCAGACAAUCAACUAAACUUGACAGUAAGAACACUUUUGAAAAUAAUAUUAAUAACAGUAAUAAUCAUUAUUGAUAACUCUGGUUAUUAAUUCUUUAACUAUUAAGUGCAUGUAUCCAUGCUGCUGAGUGCUCAAGGCAAUAUCAUUGUAAGACAAGGGAGGCUUUUCUGGUCACAUAUCGGCAUUUUUAGCAGAAGUUAAUGUAAUUAUUAUAUCAACCAAAAUGAGAACAUACAAAGUAAUAUUACAAUAAAAUACGAUGUGAAUAAUAUUUGACAAACCAUAUUUAUAUUGAAUGAUGAAAGUAUAGGUAGGUAUAUCCAGUAAACAUAAUUAGGCCUAUAUGGAUGUCUCAACUGAUGAAUAUUCCUGCCAGGUGUUCAUUAUUACAUUGAGUGGAGAAAGAUAAUGAUGAAUAAAAUGCCUUGCCUAAGGAUUCAAGAAAUAUACCACAGUAAUGGCUGUUGGGAUCCCUUUAUGAUUAUGAGUAUUGUGUGAGGUAAUUAUUGGCACGUGCAAGAUAUUCAAUAUACUAGCUGUAUAGGAUUGAUCAAGAAUCAGCAAAGGUUUGGUGUUAAUAAGGAUUAGUUCUGGCAUGACAAAACAGUUUCUUUUGAUGCAGUGUGGUUAUUUAUUUUAGAUAAUGUGAACCGAUAUGCUUCAUGAUGUGGACAUGACAGUGGAUUUUUUGAAAAGUGGUAUUUAUUAGAAUGAGGUAACUUGAAGUUGUUGAGAUUUGAUAACUUUAUUUUGAUUUGCCGGUAAUAGACAUGCAUGUGGUCUCUGUUUACUUUGGAAAUUCAUGAGAGGGUAUUCAAAGAUGAUGUGAUUGGAUGAAACUUUACUUGCAGUUAGAAAUAACAGUUUUUUUUUAUGUAGCUACAGAGAUUUUGUUUAAUGUAUUUUAAAGCUUUAUCAAAGACAGGUUUGAUGUGGAUAUUAGAAAGGUAUUUCCAAUGUUUGCUUGAAUAGUGAGUGGUAAGAAUUGAAUGCAAUAACUUAUUAUAUUCUCUCUUUACACAUUUGCAUUAUAGUGAGUGACAAGAUUUGAAUGCGAUAACUUAUUAUAUUCUCUCUCUUCACACAUUUGCAUUAAAGUGAGUGACAAGAAUUGAAUGCAAUAACUUAUUAUAUUAUCUUCCUUCACACAUUUUGCAUUAAUCAAGAGCAUGGUACAACAGUAGCUCCUAUCUUGGUGGAAAUUUAGUCUGUAUGGGACAUUUUCAUUUAUAUUUAGAUGUUCCCAUAAUGUGCAAAGCAAUCAUAAUGGAAAAUUGGUUGGUCUAUUAAUCGCAUGGUUUGGUAGUAUGGUGAUCCGAUACCUGGCACUUAAAGCAGAUUUCUUUCUCUUCAUCUUUUGUUCUUGGUUUCCUCAACAUAUUUGCAUAACUAGCGCAAAUAAUUGUGAAGGGUUGUGGAUUCUAUAAUGUUGUCUGACAUUACUUUAAAAAACUUAAUGACAUUUUGCUUGCAAUUACUGGGUAUACUUGCAUGGGUAUGAACAGGAGACGUAAACAACAAUUCAGAUUUACGAGAAUAGUUUCAUUGAAUUUGGACCUACAUAGAUUACCUCACACAGUUUUUAGGAGCAGUAGGGCCCUUUGUCAUGAAAAAAACAUGGGAUCGAUGAUAAAUACUACAAUUCUAUCACACAUUUCCUAAUAGCCAAUCAGAUGGCAUGAUUUCAAUAGCUUAUAACAGUAGUUGUUAAUUGGCCAUUGAAAGCAAGGUUUGUGAAACAUGACCGCAUGACCGGGUUGUGAUAAACUUAUCUUUAGUAAACUCCAUCAGUAUUACUGUUACAAGGAUCAUUCCGUGCGGAGUGUGAUUUUGUUUGUUUCGACGAAUUGAUGUGAUUAGCGUGCAGUAGAUGACCCAUCAGCAAUUUCUUUGUGUGUGCAAACGAUUUGUUUUCUGUUUCUUUGUGCUGUUUUAUUUUGUGAAAAUCGUAGUGAAAAGCUGUAGUUUUCUUUGUUCCGUAAAAAGCAUUAGAAUGGUGUUGAUCUCUUGUAGUAUGAUUCUGUUUUAUGUCCGCGACUGGACUUGCAUGGAUUGUCUUACAGAACAUGCAAAAUGUAAGAAAAUAAUAUGUGACUUGUUUGUUAGCAAUUGCUUUGUUCUCAAAUUUCUCAAGCCUGUCAUUGUGAAACUGUCUGCUUGAAUAUAUAGGGUUAUUUUGUAUUUGUUUGUUUUUGAACUCCAAUUUCCCUCACCUCAUCUUAGUGGCCGUAAAUGUGCUAUAGCAAACUUCAUGGUAUUUUACUGUACAACAUGUGAUUGAUGUAAGUGGGCUCAAAAGUUCCUGUUCAUUAGAUAGUGAAAUCAGGAGUUUUUCAUGAAGCAUCUUGCUAAUGAUUUUCACUGACAAAUAUGCUCUGAGCCAAUCAGAUGCAAGGAUUUCAGUAGCUUAUAACAAAAGUCAGUGAAAAACCACUGGCUUUUGGUUUCAUGAAAUGCUCCCAAGCUCCUAGAUAUGAAAGUAGAUAAUUCAUUGACCAUGAGAGGUAUGGACAUUUCAUGGCAAAAGACACAGACAAUCGUUCCAUUCAGCCAUGCCCGUUAUUGGAACUUAACUUUUGUUUUAUUGAUUUGAUACAUAACCUUGAUAUCUAUCCGUCCAAGAAGACCUUUGACAGUUAAUUUUUGUUUUUUGUUAUUUUCUAUCAUGUAAAAAGGAAUUGUUAGUAGGAUAAAGCCAUAGUUGCAGAUAAUUAAAUUCAGAUUUUAGAUUUCAGUUAUCCAAGUGCAAGGAUUCUUUUCCAUAUGGCUCAUUUCUUUUUCUUUUAUUACAAUACAAAGGGAGAACGUUGGAAGGGGCAUCACUAAUUUCCAAUUAAAGGGUUAUGGCGAUCAGUCAAUAGGGCCUCUGAAGCAGUGGCCUUAGAUGUAUCUUAUCCCUGCAUCUUUGACCUGUAAGAGUUGUCCCGUUACACACCACUUGAUAUCGUUAUGCCGUUUGAUAUGGAACUUAAGCCAUUUCCUACUGGAAUCGGGUGAUCCCUGUGUAAAGUCAAUGGGAAUCACUGAAUUCACUAGUCAAGUGGUUUAAUAGUGUAAAACCAACGGUUUUGUAUUAUUAAGUGCACAGAAAUGACAGGAUGACACAGUAUGAGAAGACACAGAAAUGAACCCUGAAGAAAAAAUCCAAUAUUUAAUUUGGUUGAGACAAGAAAACGUCUGGUAUCUUGUCUUUCUGUCUUUUUGUUCAUUUGUAUGAGACCGAAAGCCUUGUCUUAUAGAUUUACUUUGGUUGUGUUUACAUCCUGAAAUUAUUUCUUCUUGUUGGACUUAUGAAUCUUCUCCAUACUGUUCCGUUAAAAAGGGUUUAAUCAUCCCUGUUGUAAAGUAGAAUAACCCACCUUUUGCUGGUAGUGAGUUGAAGAAAAUGGGUCAAACCAUUACAAAAUAGGUGUGAAAGUGCCCUUACAUUAUGUCCCUCAAAAAUAGGAAAUGAAGUGUCAUUGCAGUAACCAGGGGAGCCUUUCAUAGUAUAUUGUCAGUGAUUUUCAUCAACAAUAUUGUUUUCAGCCAAUCAGAUCCAAGUAUUUCAGUAGCUUAUAACAAUUUUUAGAGAAAAUCACUGUCAAGUGACUUCAUGAAAUGCUUCCCUGAAGUAGAAAUUAUGUAAAGUGAUCUUAUGCAGGGUGAUUUCCAAUGCUUAUGCCCUUAGUGAAUUUUGUAAUAUGUAGUUUGUUUUAUAAUAUUAUGCAAAUCUAUCUUUUUAUUGUAUAAAUAUGAGAACAAAUUUGCUUUUUUCAUACAAUCAGGAUUUUAAAAAAUUCUUAUGCAAUCUUUCAAUUGUGAUUCUGCUAUUUUUGUGAAGAUUUAUUCUGUAUAUAGAGAAGAAAAUCAAUCAGAUUCUUUUGUUUUUUAAUUGAAGAUAAUCAUUAUUCUGUGUGCUGUGUUUUAGAAAAUAUAUUCUCUGUACAGUAUAAUAUAGUAGGAAUAAGUGUGUGGUGCCUUGAUAGAUAAAUAGGUUUGCCAAACUGUUGGAAUCAACGUUUAAUACUGGACUAAUCGAUAGAGAAAAAGGGACUCCCUGAAUAUGAUGUGUAUUUAAAAGUGCUUUGUUGUGUAAUGGUGUAUGGAAAGAAAUCUUUGCUGCACAUUCUUUUUCUCUUAUUGAUGUGAUGUAAUGAAUGAAAUAAACUAUAACAAAACAUCCAA
Molecule: messenger RNA, 13011 nt
Organism: Lytechinus pictus (painted urchin)
Lineage: Eukaryota; Metazoa; Echinodermata; Echinoidea; Temnopleuroida; Toxopneustidae
Product: rootletin-like
Exons: 39
Coding region: 263-7192 (2309 amino acids)
Source: RefSeq, a predicted model, not a curated record